UAUGAUUUCAGUCUUUUGAGUUGAGUCGUGGCUGUCACUUCGUAGCAUAGGCAAAUAUUCGUAAUUUGGUAAAUAACAAAACUGCUACAGAUGAAAAACGGAAGCAACCAAGAAUCAAAUAAAGAAAAAAAAUACAAGUAACUAAAGGCAAAGUGUGCUGGAAAAGUUGCGAAACUGUUCAGCAGAAAACCAAGUGUUCACUCAAUACAAUUAAAAAAUUGAAGAAAAAAGUUUAGCAUUUUCUUUAAAUCGCUGACUUGAUUGUGCCGUUGAUGAAAAUAUCAAUGCAAUAAGCGUGAAAAGUGUGUGCGAAAUUGCAUCAGCCAAAAAGUUGAAAGAAGCGAACAGUUAAAAAACUCGGUGCUAAAGUUUUAACCGGCAGAGCUGGAAAAUUAUUUACAAAGUGCAAACUUUUAUUUAGAUUAUUCUUCAAACGCAAUAAAUAACUAAUUCCAACAACAAUGUCUUUAGCCAGUGUACAUGGACCUCAAUUCACGGCUAUUUACAGCCCAUUGGGACGCAGCAGUAUCAGCAUGUCGUCGUCGUUGUCCGACUUAGUCGGUAGUCCGUUGGAAAUUUCCGUGGACAACGUACUCACCAUUGAAGAGCUGCGUCAACAUAUGGGCUCCUGUUUUACAUGUGGUGUCUCCUGGACCGAUGACCACGUUUCGCUCGACUGCACUGAGUGCGGUGGAUAUAGUUUAGAGCGUCCCUGUCCCCUGUGUGAUGGCCAGUGUGGCGUGCAAUGGAAGCGUGAUUUUACUAUGUCGCAUGCCUGUGGCAAAGCUCGUUGGCAUGGUGUGUGUCCCAGCUAUCAUGAGGCAAUGACACAUUUAAAUCCACUUGAAGCUGCUGCUGCUGCCAAUGCCACUUCCUCCGCUGCUCCAUCUACCUGUGCCUCAGCGGCUACACACUUACGUUUGGCGCAGGAACUGUGUCUGCGUUUGGAACAACUUUCAGCUGGCGCUCAUACGUGAUUGCUUUAACAAAUGCUUUGAUAUUCGUAUAAGCGAGUGCAGCAGCGUCCUAAAUGUUCCUCAAGUUCAUCACUGAUUUAGAUAAAUCAAAUCAUCCCAACCUUCUGACAUACAGAAAUUAAUAUGUAAUACUUUCAUAUUUACAUAUGCUUACAUAAACUUCGAAAAUCAAUAUACACACUGUACACAAGAGAAGAUUUGCUGCAAUGUUAAUCUCCAGAAGAAAGGGUUUAUGAUUUCAAAUAAUUACAUUAUCUAUGUACAUAUUUAAGUUUCUAAUAUUUGUAAUUGAAAGCGAACUUUCUGUUAAGACUUACAUUCAUUCAGAGGAAAGAAGAAAAAUGACGUAUUUUGUAAUGCUUUUGUAAUGAUAAAUUAGGAUAAUUAAGUGCGAAGCAGUUACCGCAGCCUUUGGCAAAUGUAAUUAAGAGUCAAAAUAGUUGUGAAUUUUUAGCGGAAUCAGACUCAAAAAGAAAACAGAGGAGAGACUCAAAAAUAUUUAUGAAAACUGAAAUGGAUUGAAAUUUAAUUCAAAUAUAGUAGUUUACAACAAAAGCCAAAUUAAUUAUAAUUUGAAUAAAUGAGCCAUUACCAUGUUGCAUGUUAAAAAAAAAAUCGUAUUAAAAAAUAAUUAGAAGUCAAAACUGCUCAAUAUAUAUUAUUAUUAUAUAGUCACUACUGCUCUUAUACACAUACAUUUCGAAUGCUCAAUUGAUAUGCGCUGUGCCGUACGUACUUCUGUAUAUAAGGAAAUUUAAACUUACUUAUAGCUAGCUAUUGUUGAAAAAAAUAAUUUCGGUAUAAAUGCUUAGGCUUAAGAAAAUUAGUGAAAACACAAAAAUAAACGGAAUUAUGCGUUCUUAGAUUUUCUGUGAAAA
Rhagoletis pomonella (apple maggot) is the source of this 1855-nucleotide messenger RNA. RefSeq names its product protein pinocchio (gene Pino). The record is from RefSeq and is a predicted model, not a curated record. The transcript is spliced from 4 exons. Lineage: Eukaryota; Metazoa; Arthropoda; Insecta; Diptera; Tephritidae. The coding region runs from base 462 to 977 and encodes 171 amino acids.